ACCCCUGCAUUUCACAAUUGUGAUUUAUCCAAUCUGUCGUAACCCAUCAUCAGCAUAGUCGUUGACAGCAGCAUCAAGCCAAGAUUCAAUCACGAUUGCGACACGUCAUGCCACCGCGUAAGAAGCUACCCGCGUCCGCACCAAAGACGUCAAAAUCAAAACCAAAAGCCAAUCCCAAAUCCAGCAUCUCAGAACCCGCGCAACCCCUCUCAACGGCGUCUCUACCAUUGCGCGCUCAUGAGUCUGCGUACCACUAUGCACUUCUUCUUAACGACAGCACAGCAUGCGACGCGCUGCUGAGUUGGUUUGGACGCGUCGAGGAGACGCGAAGCAUGCCCUGGCGCAAGAAAUGGAUUGAUCCGAAAUCGUAUGAGGGGAAAGAGAAAGAGUUGGGAAGUAUCUUAGCGAGAAGGGCGUACGAGGUUUGGGUGUCUGAAGUUAUGCUUCAACAAACACGAGUGUCCACAGUCAUCCCCUAUUUCAAUACAUGGAUAUCGAAAUGGCCAACUGUUCAGGACCUGGCUCAAGCCAAUCACGACGAAGUACUCUCCGUCUGGAAAGGCCUUGGAUACUACUCUCGAGCGACUCGCCUGCAUGAGGGAGCACAAGUAGUCGUAGGCAAAUCCUCGAGCUCUGUUUGUCCAAUCCCGAGCUCAGCGAUAGAACUUCAAGAGUUUCCUGGCAUAGGCAAAUACACUGCCGGCGCCAUAUCUAGCAUCGCAUUUGGCGAAGCCGAACCCGUGCUUGAUGGGAAUGUAGCGAGAGUCUUGAGUCGACAGCUCGGUCUAUAUGCGGACGUAAAAGACAAGAAAACUUCAGACCUUCUUUGGGAAGUAGCGGAUCAGUUGAUCAAGUGUGUAUCAAAAUAUCCGGAGAUUAAGAACAGCAUUAUACCUGGACAGUGGAAUCAGGCGCUUAUGGAACUCGGUUCAACAAUAUGUACUCCCCGACCAAAGUGUGACGAAUGUCCGAUUCAAAACACGUGUAGAGUGUAUAGCGAGGCGCAGACAUUAUCCGACAUGGCUCAACCGCUUACGAUUCCCGAUAUCGAGGAUGCGUGCAAUCUAUGCGACGCAGUGGACAUCGAGGACAUAAUUGCAGCUCGAGGAGAAGAUGAAGACGACGAUAAACCCAAGUCCGCAAAGAAACGGAAGAUUGCUACAAAACAACCCAACAACAAAAUAUCGCACUACUUUGCCAUUGGUACACCCAGCGCAGGUUCAGGUGACGAGACAAAAGACGAAGAAGCUGCUGACGAUUUGCGAGUCGAUGGAACAAGAAAGAGAAAGGCCUCUGCACCUACUACACAGUCGAAGUCGAUAUCAGCAUACUGCUCGCUCUACCCAAAGAAGGUGGCGAAGAAAAAGGCAGCUGAAGAAGCGUGUGUCGUGUGUCUUGUUGAGCUGCGUCCGUCAAAGGGGAGUAGCAAGUGGCUGAUUGAACAAAGACCGGCAAAAGGACUACUUGCCUCUUUAUGGCAAUUCCCCCAAAGUACAAUUCCCGUUCCAAAAGAUACACCUAAGGAUCGCAAGACUUCAGCACAAGCGUUUGUAGCGGAUCUUGACGCCGGCAACAUUGAUCUGAGCAAGGCGCGAUAUGUUGCAAGUUUCGAGCCAUUGGUUCAUGUGUUCACGCACCUUAAACUUACCAUGAACGUCCAUCAUUAUGCGCUCAAGAUCGACAAGGCUGAUGAUGUUGAUCUGACUAUCAGCGGUACACCACCACGAAAAUGGGUGAGUACCGAGUCCAUGGAUCAUGAAACCCUAUCGACUGGCAUGCGCAAGUGCUGGGAUCUCGUCGUAAAGAGUAUCUGA
Dothidotthia symphoricarpi CBS 119687 is the source of this 1814-nucleotide messenger RNA. RefSeq names its product DNA glycosylase. Gene Ontology annotation, biological process: mismatch repair; base-excision repair. The transcript is spliced from 4 exons. The record is from RefSeq and is a predicted model, not a curated record. Lineage: Eukaryota; Fungi; Ascomycota; Dothideomycetes; Pleosporales; Dothidotthiaceae. The coding region runs from base 108 to 1814 and encodes 568 amino acids. Gene Ontology annotation, cellular component: nucleus. Gene Ontology annotation, molecular function: 8-oxo-7,8-dihydroguanine DNA N-glycosylase activity; oxidized purine DNA binding; adenine/guanine mispair binding.